AUGAAUACGAAUAAUAAACAAAAUUUAAAAUUACUUUCAACAGUUUCACAAAUGAAAAAUUCUAAAAUAAAUAAUGCAAGACUAGAUGGUUAUUUUCAAGAACGUGAAGUAUAUGAAAAACUUUGUCGACAGAAUGGAACACAAUUAAUGGCUAUUUCCAUGGUACUUGUGACACGAAAUACACAACAUUCACCAAAUCGUUUGAAACUUUCAGAGCUUGUUGGUUGGUUGAGAAAUGAAGAUACAUCAGUCAUUUCUCGUUUAUCUCGAUUAAUUGAAGGUGUAACAAACAUGAGAAAUCGUAUUGCUACAUGGUUAACUUAUUUGAGUGAUGUUGAACAAGGUAAUGCAACCGUUUUUCCUGUAGUUGACGAUCAUUUAAAAUAA
This is a messenger RNA of Adineta steineri, 387 nucleotides long. The record is from the annotation of a GenBank genome assembly. Lineage: Eukaryota; Metazoa; Rotifera; Eurotatoria; Adinetida; Adinetidae.